Molecule: messenger RNA, 282 nt
Organism: Rotaria sp. Silwood2
Lineage: Eukaryota; Metazoa; Rotifera; Eurotatoria; Philodinida; Philodinidae
Source: the annotation of a GenBank genome assembly
AUGGCCCAGCUUAAUCAACUGUCACAUGGAGAAAGUAUCCCGGGUCAAGCAACUGUAGGUGAUCGUGCCCAUCAGGCGGGCUACCAUUAUUCAGCUGUUGGUGAAAACAUUGCGUCUGGACAAACGACUGUUGAACAAGUCAUGCAGGGUUGGAUGCAUAGUCCAGGACAUCGAAGCAAUAUUCUUAAUGGAACGUAUCGACAUAUUGGGGCAGCAGUUGCGCAGUCGGCAAACGGCACGCGCUUUUGGUGUGUAGUACUAGGUCAACGUAUGGGCAGUUGA